CCGGCCCCGCGGCGGCGCUGGGUGCCGCCCUGCGCGCUGCGCGGCGACGCCGACGCCGACGCGCAGCACGACGCCAUCCACCGCAAGGUGCGCGGCAUCCUCAACAAGCUCACGCCCGAGAAGUUCCACAAGCUGAGCGACGCGCUGCUGGCGCUGCAGCUCGACUCGGACAAGGUGCUGAAGGGCGUCAUCCUGCUCAUCUUCGAGAAGGCGCUGGACGAGCCCAAGUACUCGUCCAUGUACGCGCAGCUGUGCAAGCGCCUCAGCGAGGAGGCGCCCAACUUCGAGCCGCCCGGCCAGCCCUGCACCUUCAAGCUGCUGCUGCUCAACAAGUGCCGCGCCGAGUUCGAGAACCGCGCGCAGGCCUUCGCGGCGUUCGAGGACAAGGCGCUGUCGCCGGAGGAGGAGGAGAAGCGGCACCUGGCCAAGUGCAAGAUGCUGGGCAACAUCAAGUUCAUCGGCGAGCUGGGCAAGCUGGAGAUCCUGGCCGAGUCCAUCCUGCACCGCUGCAUCCAGAACCUGCUGGCGCGCCGCGCCGCCGCCGAGCACCAGGAGGACCUGGAGUGCCUGGCGCAGCUCGUGCGCACCGUGGGCCGCGUGCUGGACUCGGAGCGCGGCCGCGGCCUCAUGGACCAGUACUUCCGCCGCAUCGACACGCUGGCCGGCGCGCGCGAGCUGGCGCCGCGCCUGCGCUUCAUGCUGCGCGACGUGGUGGAGCUGCGGCGCGCCGGCUGGGUGCCGCGCGCCGCCGCCGCCGCCUCCGCCGAGGGGCCCGUGCCCAUGCACCAGCUGCGCGGCGACGACGAGCCGCGCCGCGAGCGCGAGCGCGAGCGCGACCGCGAGCGCGACCGCGAGCGCGACUCGCUGUUCCGCGGCGGCCUGCGCGCGCGCCCGCUCGACGACGUGCUGGCCGGCCUGGCGCUGCAGCAGCCCCCGCAGCACGACAAGCUGUUCGGCAACGGCUUCCCGCGCGACUUCCGCCAGCGCCAGGCGCCCGGCUACUUCCCGCGCCACAAGCCGCAGGCCGCGCCGGGCAAGGAGCGCAAGGCGCGCGUGGCGCCCAGCACGGGCCUGCAGGACGUGCAGAUGCGCCCGCCGUCCAACGCGCUGCUGUUCACGGCCAACCGCCUGUCGCGCGCCGCGCCGCCGCCCGCGCUGCCCGCCUUCGCGCCGCUGCUGCCCGAGCCCGCGCUGCCGCUCAAGCCCGCGCCCGACAAGCGCGACAAGCCCAAGAAGGACAAGGGCCCCGACAAGGAGGAGGCGUGCCGCCUGGCCAUCGAGGCGGUGACGGCGCUGGCGGCGCGCGGCGCGCUGCCGCCCGAGCCCGAGCGCGAGCCCGCGCCCGACGGCUCCGAGCUCGAGCCCGAGCGCGAGCGCGAGCCCGAGCCCGACGACGACGAGCCCGCGCUGCAGCGCCUGCGCGAGCUGCAGCUGCCCGACAAGGUGCUGCGGCGCGUGAUCGCCGCCGUGCUGGAGCACGCGCUGACGGGCGAGGCGGGCGCGGGCGACGGCGCGGCCGACGCGCUGUGCUGCGCCGCGGCGCGCGUCGUGCGCGGCGUGCGGCGCGCCGCGCCGGCCGACGCGCUGCGGGCGCUGGUGGCCACGCGCGCCGCGCACGCGCGCCUGCCCGCGCUGCUGGCCAGCGCCGUGCGCCACGGGCUGCUGCCGCUGGGCGAGUUGGGCGCGUGGUGCGAGGGCGCGCGCGCGCCGCUGCUGCUGGAGACGCUGGUGGCGCUGCGGCGCGCGGCGGGCGGCGCGCGGCUGGCGGCGCUGGUGGCGCGCAGCAAGCUCAACGUGUGCGCGCUGGUGGCGGAGCGCGAGGCGGGCGCGGCGGCGGCGCUGGAGGCGCUGGAGGCGCGCGGGCUGGGCGCGCUGGCGCCGCAGCUGCGCGUGCGCGCGGCGCUGGCGCGGCAGCUGGCGGCGGAGCCGGCGCCGGGCGCGCUGUACCGCUGGAUCCGCGGCAACGUGGACGCGGCCGUGCGGCGCGACGCGGGCUUCGUGGCGGGCGCGGUGGCGCUGCUGGCGGCGCACGUGAGCGCGGCGGCGGGCGCGCUGGGCGGCGACAAGGCGGCGCUGGAGCGCGAGCGCGCGCUGGCGGAGGAGUACGCGCCGCUGCUGACGGCGCUGCUGGAGGGCCGCGCGGAGCUGCAGCUGGCGGCCGUGUACGCCGUGCAGCUGCACGCGCACCGGCACCGCUACCCCAAGGGCAUGCUGCUGCGCUGGUUCAUGUACCUCUACAACCUGGAGGUGUGCGAGGAGGACGCCUUCCUGCGCUGGCGCGAGGACGUCACGGACGCCUACCCCGGCAAGGGCGAGGCGCUGUUCCAGGUCAACACGUGGCUGACGUGGCUGCAGCAGCAGGAGUCGGAGGACGAGGAGGCGGAGGACUAGCGGCCGCGCCCCCCGCCCCGCGCCCCCCGCCCCGCCCCGCACCGCACCGCUUUUAUUUGCGCUCAUCUCAUAUAAAUAUAAUUAAGCCAAAUAGUUUAAAUAGCUACCCUCGUUACCCUUUGGCGCCCGCCGGCGGCUCCGGCGCUGAAUAGGUCAAUUUUAGGUUAAACUAAACUACGUAAACGAAUGUUAGUAUCUCGAGAUAAUUUUUUGUAGACCUUUUACUCGAUUUUGAUACUUUUACAAAUGUAUACAAUGUAUAGUGUUCGUCGAACGGCGUAUGAUUGCACCGAACCCCCCCUCCCCCCUCCCUCGGCCCCGCAGUGAGCGUAUUUUAGUUGAAAUUGUAAAAAGAUAUCGAGAAGUUAAAUCAAUGUUUAUUAUUAUCAUCGUGAUCGUUUCAUUUACAAUACUAAAUGGACGUAGUGGAUAACUGUAAGAAUGCUUAAAUUUCACUGUAUUAUCAGAUUUUAGGGUUUUAUAACAAAUAAACAGAAAACUACAAAAAAAAAAAGUUUCCUCAGACAUAAGAAAUGUAUGUUGAUUGAGUGAUUUGUAAUAAAAAGUUGUGAAGUGAUGCAAAGUUAAACUAAGUAACAUUGGUCAAUAUGUAUUCAGAAUGAGAAUAAACUUCAGUGUAAUUUAUUACAUAA
This is a messenger RNA of Pararge aegeria (speckled wood butterfly), 3044 nucleotides long. It is a transcript of the gene NAT1, whose product is annotated as eukaryotic translation initiation factor 4 gamma 2. The record is from RefSeq and is a predicted model, not a curated record. The transcript is spliced from 5 exons. The coding region runs from base 238 to 2391 and encodes 717 amino acids. Gene Ontology annotation, cellular component: eukaryotic translation initiation factor 4F complex. Gene Ontology annotation, molecular function: mRNA binding; protein binding; translation initiation factor activity. Lineage: Eukaryota; Metazoa; Arthropoda; Insecta; Lepidoptera; Nymphalidae.